Pseudozyma hubeiensis SY62 is the source of this 2457-nucleotide messenger RNA. RefSeq lists its product as hypothetical. The record is from RefSeq and is a predicted model, not a curated record. The transcript has a single exon. Gene Ontology annotation, molecular function: long-chain fatty acid transmembrane transporter activity; ATP hydrolysis activity; ABC-type transporter activity. The coding region runs from base 1 to 2457 and encodes 818 amino acids. Gene Ontology annotation, biological process: long-chain fatty acid import into peroxisome; very long-chain fatty acid catabolic process; peroxisome organization. Gene Ontology annotation, cellular component: peroxisomal membrane. Lineage: Eukaryota; Fungi; Basidiomycota; Ustilaginomycetes; Ustilaginales; Ustilaginaceae.
AUGGCGGUCCAAUCCAAGCUUCGUCAGCAGUCCAGCUGGCUCACGCAGCUCCUCGAUCCUCACAACAGGGCCAAGCAAGGUCUUGGUCUCGUCGCUCUCCUCGUCCUCUUCUCCCUCCGCAAGCAGCUCCAGCAGUGGCUCCAGCAGCGCAACGUGGUUAAGCUUGCGCGCGCACGUUCCGGCUCUGUCAAUCUCGAUGUCGCAGAUGCUUUGAAACAGGUCUACCUGCCCAAACCAGACGGUUCUCGCGACUUGCUCGUCCCAAACCGUGGUCGUGUAUCCAGGGUGCCCAUCAAACCCACAACAUCACGCACCUUUGACAACGACUAUGCUGCUUUCCGCAAGCUUCCUCCCACUUCCGAUGCAAGCGCAGCAAACGCAGGCAAGAAACAGCUCUCACAGCAAGACGCCAGCCGCACGCAGAUCGAAGACGCAAAGGCCAUGCGCGCAGAGGGCGGUGCUGCCGCUGCCACUGCAAAGAAGGUCGGCGUCAACAAGGAGUUCUUCCGUCAGCUCAAGGCCAUCUUCCGCAUCCUCAUCCCGCGCAGAAACAGCAAGGAGGUCUUCAUCUUCCUCCUCCACACAUCCUUCCUCGUACUCAGGACCUACCUCUCCAUGCUCGUCGCCCGCCUUGACGGUAUCAUCGUCCGCGACCUCGUUUCCGCCAACGGUCGUGGCUUCCUCCGCGGUCUCGGUCUCUGGUUCUUGCUCUCCAUCCCAUCCACCUACACAAAUUCCAUGAUCCGCUUCCUCCAGUCCAAACUCGCCAUCGGCUUCCGCACGCGCCUCACAAGAUACGUUCACGACCUCUACCUCAACGACAAGGCCAACUUCUACCGCAUCAUCAACCUCGACGGCCGUCUCGAUGCAGCAGAUCAAUACAUUACCACCGACAUCGCUCGCUUCUGCGAGACCCUCGCAGCCCUCUACUCGAACGUCUCGAAACCCGUGCUGGAUCUCAUCAUCUUCAACUACGCCCUCAGCCGCUCUCUCGGUCCCCUGGGCAUCCUUGGCCUCACCACAAACUACCUCUUUACCGGCUGGAUCCUUCGACAGGUCACCCCUGCUUUCGGCAAACUGGCUGCCAUCGAAGCAAAGCUCGAGGGAGACUUCCGCUCCGCGCACAGUCGACUCAUCACGAAUGCGGAAGAGAUCGCCUUCUACAACGGUGCAUCAAUCGAAGCUGGCAUCCUCAACCGCGCCUAUAUCCGUCUUGUUCGCCACGUCAACAGCAUCUUCAAGAUCCGAAUCGCAUUCAACAUGACCGAGGACUUUGUGCUCAAGUACGCCUGGUCCGCUGCAGGGUACGUCAUCAUCGCCGCACCCUUCCUCUUUGGCCAGAAGAAACCGCAGUCAGAGUCGACCGAUGCCGCGCUGCCUGCUGCCAAGCCAACCCAGAUCGACAGCACCGUGGCGUCCAAGACAGAGUCGUACAUCUCGAAUCGUCGUUUGCUGCUCUCUCUCGCCGACGCAGGCAGUCGACUUAUGUACAGUUACAAGGAGCUCGCCGAGCUCGCCGGUUUCACGAGUCGUGUCUACACGCUCAUCUCGACGCUCCACUUGCUCAACAAGGAGCAGUACCAGGCUAUGCCCAGACCCAUCGACCUUGCCGCAGACACGCCCUUCUACGACCUCGGCAACAUCCAAGGCGAGGUCGUUGUCGGCUCGGAUACGGUCGCAUUCGACAAGCUGCCCAUCGUCGCACCGGCGCCUGGUCUGGAACGCGGUGGCGAAGAGCUCGUCAAGGAUCUCACGCUUCGCGUCAAGCCGGGAGAGCACAUUCUCAUCACCGGCCCCAAUGGUGUGGGCAAGACCGCCGUGGCUCGUGUUGUUGCUGGUCUCUGGCCUGUGUUCCAGGGUCGCUUGGAACGACCGUCGAUCAACGACAUCAUGUUCCUACCGCAGCGACCUUAUCUGUCGGUGGGCAGCCUUCGCGAGCAGGUCAUCUACCCUUACACGUAUCCAGAGCAUGUGGCAUCGGGCAAGACGGACGAGGAUCUGCUCGACAUUCUCAAGGACGUACAUCUGGCCUACCUGCCUAGCCGAGAAGGUGGAUGGGAGACACGCAAGGAAUGGAAGGACGUGCUUUCGGGAGGUGAGAAGCAACGAAUGGGCAUGGCGCGUCUGCUGUACCACCGACCCAAGUUUGGCAUCCUGGACGAGUGCACUAGUGCCGUAUCGACGGAUGUGGAAGGGUUGAUGUACGCCAAGGCCAAGGAGCUGGGCAUCACGCUCAUCACGAUCUCACACCGACCUUCGCUGUUCAAGUACCACGAGGUGCUGUUGCGUCUGACGGGCGAGAACGGUGCGUGGGAGACCGACUUUAUCGGUGCCGAGACGGAGCAGUUGAGCAUGGAGCACGAGAUUGAGGAUCUGGAGAAGAAGAUGGCAGAGGUGGAAGGGUGGAAGACGCGCAUCGGCGAGAUUCAGGAGGAGCUUUCGUUUAGCAAAAAGUAG